Numida meleagris (helmeted guineafowl) is the source of this 13205-nucleotide messenger RNA. RefSeq names its product dystrobrevin alpha (gene DTNA). Gene Ontology annotation, biological process: synaptic signaling. The transcript has 13 exons. Gene Ontology annotation, cellular component: plasma membrane; synapse. Gene Ontology annotation, molecular function: zinc ion binding. The record is from RefSeq and is a predicted model, not a curated record. Lineage: Eukaryota; Metazoa; Chordata; Aves; Galliformes; Numididae. Bases 180 to 1421 code for a protein of 413 amino acids.
AAGAUAGACGCAGAAUACACAGCAUCUUGAGCCAGGGCUUAAAUUCAUCCCUGUCUGCCUGGCUCCUCGCAAAGCUCUGCCUGUCAGCCUUCCUCUAUCUCCUCUCAAGACACUAAUAUUCCUUUAAAAAGUACCAUAAUUCUGGAUUCUGUGGAAUUACUUAGGUGGCAAAAGGGAUCAUGGUGCAUACCAUAGGAAUGAUUGAAGAUUGCGGGAAAAGAGGAAAUACCAUGGCAGAAAGAAGGCAGCUGUUUGCAGAAAUGCGGGCUCAAGAUCUGGAUCGCAUUCGUUUGUCCACCUACCGAACAGCAUGUAAACUUAGAUUUGUUCAGAAGAAAUGCAACUUGCACCUGGUGGACAUUUGGAACGUGAUAGAAGCCUUGAGGGAAAAUGCCCUCAACAACCUGGAUCCCAGCAUCGAACUGAAUGUGGCUCGCCUCGAAGCCGUGAUUUCAACCAUUUUCUACCAGCUCAACAAACGGAUGCCGACGACCCACCAGAUCAAUGUGGAGCAGUCCAUCAGCUUACUGCUCAACUUCUUGCUAGCAGCCUUUGAUCCGGAAGGACAUGGUAAAAUUUCCGUUUUUGCAGUCAAAAUGGCCUUGGCGACUCUUUGUGGAGGAAAGAUCAUGGACAAAUUAAGAUAUAUAUUCUCAAUGAUUUCAGACUCCAGUGGAGUGAUGGUUUAUGGCAAAUACGACUUGUUUCUGCGAGAGGUUCUCAAGCUGCCCACGGCUGUUUUUGAAGGGCCUUCAUUUGGCUAUACAGAGCAAUCAGCAAAAUCUUGUUUCUCACAACAGAAAAAAGUCACGUUAAACACUUUCUUGGAUACUCUCAUGUCUGAUCCCCCGCCACAGUGUCUCGUGUGGUUACCACUUCUGCAUCGGCUGGCAAAUGUUGAAAAUGUCUUCCAUCCUGUCGAGUGUUCCUACUGCCACAGUGAGAGCAUGAUGGGGUUUCGCUACCGCUGCCAGCAAUGCCACAAUUACCAGCUCUGUCAGGACUGCUUCUGGAGAGGCCAUGCCAGCGGUUCCCACAGCAACCAGCACCAAAUGAAAGAGUACACGUCAUGGAAAUCACCUGCUAAGAAGCUAACUAAUGCACUUAGCAAGUCUUUAAGCUGUGCUUCCAGCCGUGAACCUUUGCACCCAAUGUUCCCUGACCAGCCUGAAAAACCUCUAAACCUGGCUCAUAUUGUAGAUACUUGGCCCCCCCGACCGGUAACCAGCAUGAACGACACACUCUUCUCCCACUCGGUUCCCUCAGGAAGUCCUUUUGCAAACAGAAGGUUACUUGGGGGUAUAAAUGUAGCCAGUCCUGUGGCUGAUGAGCAUUCUCUUAUAAAGCUGUAUGUAAAUCAGCUUCACAACAAUUCACGGUUUUACUGUUAUUAUUGCCUUGGGAGAAUCAGGCCUCAUUAGUGGAAGCUCAUCCUCUCGUACAUCAGAGAAACAGACUUUGACAGCCUUGUUUGCAGUUCUGCUGAUUUCAUAUUAAAUGCUCAGUGAUUCAUGUUACAAUAAAAAUUGCACAAACUUUGGGUAAAAUUUCUAGCUGAACAUAAUCAAGGGUAAAUCUGCUGGCUUGUUUUCAUUGCAGACAACUUACGGUUACUUUAAUGUGUGUUGCAAUCUAGUUUAGUGGUUUCAGAUAGCUUUGAAGAAAGUUUUUAUGUAAUUAGAUACUUUAUGCAAAAGAGAAUUAGCACAAACUCUUAUUUGUAGCAUUCCCGUGGUAUUUGUUUCAGAUGGCUGUGUUCACAUAAGAGCAUUGCCAUUCACAUCAAGUUUUUCCCUGUAGCAGGAAAUGCUGAAUGCAGCACACCAAGUCACUCUGCUGCUGGAAAUGAAUAUGGUAGCAUAAAUGCAGCAAAACACUCUCGUCAUUUCUGAAUUCAUGGGUGGACAAGAGGAAAGAACUGGGAAGAAGAAUCUUAUUAAAGAGAAGGUCUUUGAUAACUAGUAAAUACAAUGAUCAAUUGCGGGAGCAGCUGUGAAGAGGCGAAACAUGAUUUGUUAUUUGCCGUUUAAUUGAGCACGAAGCACCAGUUUUGGGUGGAUGCACAAUUAUUCCGAAAUUCAAAGGAAGUCGGAUUUAGGCUUUCCUUGAGAUGCGUCUUAGUUGCUUCAGUCCACCUCAGAAUCACAGUCUGCUUGCUUAGUUUGAGCCAUCAUGUCCGUGAGUGAGUGUUAAUGAGAAGUUUGGCAUAACAGUUGGCUUUCUUUUAAAUAUACACAGUGUGCAAAUUGAUAUUAACAGUACAGUGUGCUCAGCUGAAUCCUUUACUCCUCUCUGUGCAGCUCAAGAACUUUAAAGCACUUAUCUUUGUAAAGAAGCAACAAAAAAUCACUGAUCUUCUCCCAAAUACCAAAUCAUAGACAUUUGUUAUGAUGACAGCUAAUAAGUGAUUAACACUGCAAGAGCUGAUUUGUUUCUACUGUAGCGAAUAUUUUUUUAAUCUCGCAGUUAUUUUUGUGAUCUCUGAUUAACUAGAGGGCAGCAGAACAUUGCUGCAGAGUACGCAUUGCCCUUAGAAACCCAAUGUGCAGGAUGAGUUAAGCCAAAACAAGUAGACUGAGCAUUAUAGAAAUUUCUGUCUAGUCAAGAAGAAUGACACUAUCCCUAGCUGAAUUAACGGUAUCUUCCCUGUUUGGAUUCUUUUGUUCCCCAGCUACAGUCUAUCACUACCAUAAUAAUGGAUACAACCUCUUUCAGUCUCUUUUAAACUGUUGAAUUACAGGGUUUGAGGUGGGAUGAGAUGAAGCAGAAUGGCUUUUCUUGCAUUUUUUUCAGUGCCCCCUAGCAGCUGAUACAUUUAGUUCUAAAGGUAUAAUCAACUGGAAUAAAUGGAGUGAUGCAGUACAUUCUAGUAAAGUUGAAAUUAGUCAGUAAUUCUGUGGUAGACAGAAAGAAUACACUGUGAUAUCAAAUGUCCGUAACCAAUGAGAAAUGGAGUGUUAUUUAAUGCUGAGUCAGUGUAGAUGGUGCCUUUUUUGAUUUCCAGAUAAAACCUUAAAAAGAAUUGGUUAUUCAGCUUGGAUGUAGGGCACUGAGAGAUUAGGCCAAAUUUCUGGACGAUAACUCUGGAGCAAAGCAUACUCGUUGCCUUUCUUGUUCAUGUUCAUAUGUCUGAGGAGCGUAGUAAACUUGAACUGUCAGUUGCCUUUGCAUGUUUUUUUCAGAAAAAAGAUGAGAAUCCUCCUUGGAUUUUGUGGCCAGUGUUCUGUCUGCUAAAGGCAGGGUUAAUGUCUGGUUGUUUCAGUGGUCGGGUAGGCUCUAAAGAGAGUAUAACUUUUUCACAAAUCUUGUUAGGUGUACAUCUGUGUAAACAUCUGCCCAGAGGUGGAGUUCUUGUCUCUUAGUUCAGAUAGGAAAACAUUCUUCAGCAGCUCAUUGUAACAGGAACGUGUCUUAGAAAAAUAUAGUCCAGUUUGUUGGAUCCAGACAAAUUCACUGUGGCCAAAACAAUUUUUGUAUUAUUAGUUGUAUUUAGGGGAAAUUAUGGAGGAUGUAGGAGGCUGUAGGAGACAAGGAAGGACAAAUGUUGUCUCUUCCAAAGAAGGAAAUUGAAGGUGGAAAUGGACAAAAAUUGAAGAAGUUAUGUAAGUGGGAGCCUAACCUUGCUGUCCAACAGUACUGAAGUUAUGAAAGAAUUGGUAAGCUCCUGGAGGAUAAUAAACUCAUGAGAAGUAGCCAGCAUGGAUUUGUCAAGAACAAAUUAUGUUAAACCAAACUAAUGUAUUUAUUUGACAAGAUAACUGGUCUAGUGGGUAAAAAAGAAGAAGCAGAUAUGAUACAGCUUGACCAUAAAAAGACUUUUGACAUUGACCCCAUAUGACACAAAAGUACCCAAAGGAAAUAAGAGCCUAGGGAAAUUAGUAUAAAGUCAGUGCACAAGUGGUUGAAAAUCAGUAAUUAAAUUUUCAAAAAGUUUGCUAUCAUUCUAGGAGGACGUAUCAGCUGGGAUUCUUAAAGUCUAUCCUCCAUCAGACACUAUGCACUAUUUCUUGUAAUGACCUACUUGGAGCAGUAGAGUGAGUGUAUGCAAUUUGUAGAUGGUACAAAGGUUGAAACAGUUAUGGAGAGGAGUGCUUGGAGAGCAAUUUCUAAACUAAAAAAGGAGCUCAAUUGCAAGGGUAGUAAUUGAUGUCUAAAUGAUUUGAAAUCAGCUAGAGGAAACUCAGUAAUUGUAAGUGUUAUAGCAAGGAAGCAAAUAAUCAAAUAGAAAAUGGAGCAUAGUUGAAUGGAGAGAAAUAUUUUAACAGAGGAUCUAGCAGUUGCAGUGAACCACAAACUAAUUGGAGUCAGCAAUAUGAUUGUUAGAGUGCAUCUGACUGGGACAGCGUGUAGAAAUCUAUGAAAACUCAUUACCCAGAGGAGGUGGCGUCUGGAGCUUGUACCCCACGUAGGGCAUGGUACUGGAACAAAUGUGCUACUGAGCAUGACAGAGUCCAUCAGAGAUGCCCAAGUAUAAAAAAAAAGCUUAGAAAAUAUAGCUCCUAAGAAAAGGUUGGAUGCUAAUACGUUUAGGCUAACAAGAGGGAAAUAGAGAUGAGAACAAUUGUCAAGUUUGUUUGCUGGUCCCUCCACCCUAAUUAUGUUGCUUUGGGGCAUAGGCGAGUUUAUGCAUGAUAGAGGGGACAUCACACUGUGCUGCUAGAAAGCAAAGUUUGAAAUCUUCCCUGCAGUCUUCAGUCUCCAAUUAUGGCAACAAAUUUAUCUUUAAUUAGGAACAAAUUUUGCAUUUUUUGGCUGGAGGGACACAUUCUGUAUCUCCUUAAAGCAUUUUCCUUCUGUAACUGGGAAUAAAACACUGAAAAAUGUAUCCUUCUAGACAAAAUGGAGCAUGCUUUCCUGCGCGCACAUUACUUCUGUAGAAGCACGGCACACGUAAACAGCAUGGACAUAGAAACUAGAAGCAAGUUGUUUUGUUGGUUUUUGUUUGUUUUCUGUGUUAUAUUGCAUUUCACUGAGCUAUCCUUCAGAUUUAGUAUAAAACAGUAGGGCUUGGAUUCUUGGGACAGCUUUUAGUGCCAUCUUUUUCAAAACCCCAUGGAUAACCUUGAUCUCCCGUAGCAGGGGGAGAAUGGCACACAUUUCAUCUUAGAGGACUCUUUAUUUGUCCUAAUAUUAAAGUUUUGCUCUUCAGUCCACCAGAGCCACAUCUGCUCAAAUUCAUCAUGCAUCACACUUUAUGCAGAAUAAUCUGCCUACACACACACACACCUGGAAGCACAGGUGCAUGCAUGCUAACACACAGGUCUUCUGAUCAAAAAUACUUGUAGUAUCAGUAGCCAAACCCCCAAAAGAAAUUCUAAAAGCAAGAAAGUAAAAUAUAUUUCUGUUUAUCUGUCUAUAACCAGAAAUGCUGUAGCAAGAAAGAAAAACUAACAUUGAAAUUUCCCUGCUUUUAGCCAGUGUUAUCUUAAGAAGUUGUUAACAUUAUUAACCCUAUUUUUGUACUGGAAAAGAUGCAGUUACUGCAGUCGAUUAAAUGUAGUAAUUAAGAAAAAAAGUGGCAUUAUGCAAUUAGACAAUUGAGGUUUGAUGAACAGAAUCAACAGAAAAACAAAACAAAAUUGAUGUUUCCCAUUACUACAUAUAAAUAAGCAGAUUUCCAUAGAUUAUUGAAACCGCCUCAUGGCAGGCAUGGAGAAAAACAAUUUGGCUGUUAUGAGGAAGUUUUCCUAGCUUGGAGGCUGCAUUUCAGGUAAUGUUUACAUCGUACUCUACCUGCAAACUGUACAAACCUCUAGCUCUCCGUUUGUGAGAGAAGUACAUUUUGUUUCUCUUUUCUAUAGUAAAGGCUUCAUAGUUUGCUUUUGGAGAGCAGGAGGGAAAACUAAUUCCUGACUUCACGUUUCUGAAGUUUUCUAACAUUUCUUUAAAGCUCUGUGUUUUUCCAGUCUAGGCUUCUUGAAUGAGUUUCUCCAAACUGUUCUGUAAUAAAUGUCAGGCUUCAGUGAUUACCCUCUUCUUAGUUUUCCUGUCUUAUUAACUAGCUGUCCCUCCAAGAACACUGAAGUAGAGCAGAGCAAACUGCUGGCUAGGGCUGCUCCAGCUUUCUUGAAAGGCAAAGGGUAAGUUAAAGAGAGAGUAUGUUCAUAGCUUGCACUAACACAGCUAAAACAGAAACUUCUCCUUACUUCCCUGUUUUUAAUAUUUUCUCUAAAAAUUCUUCUUGAGAAGAUUCUAGUAACCAAUUAACCCUGUGAGUGCUAUAGGGCAUGCUUAAGUGUAUUUAUGUGCAUCUGGGUGCGAGGUCUUGAUCAGACACUUACGAGCAAAUCCAGCUUGUGAUUUCAGUAUGUUACUAUCUGUGUAACAGACAUAUAUUUGAUGUAUUUAAACUCUACAGAAUAUACUGAAACAAAUAGAGCUGACCUCGCAAUCUGCUUUAUUUUAAAAUAAAUGGUUCUGCGUAGCCCCAGUCCCUGGCCUGAUCUGGCAUCUCACUGAUUACCAUGGCUGGCUCUGUACUUGAGUUGGAUUCUACCAUCCUAAGCCAUUAAAUACAAAAUAUGUAAAUUACAGCAAUAACAAAAUAAUUUCUGCACUCGGUAUUUUUUUCCUGAGAGCUUUUAAUUAUUCGUUCCUACAUUCUCGUUUCGCAAUCUCACUUGCUCCUGCUUUCUCUGUUUAUUUCCCUCUGUCUGUCCGGACUGCACCCUCUCUCCCCGACCCCAUUCCAGGUUACAGUACAGCCUCGAUGUUGCAGACAGGCUGGCCGAUGAACACGUGCUCAUUGGGUUGUAUGUCAACAUGCUGCAGAGCAACCCCGCACGGUUAGUGCAGGUUUGGCACUUUUGGGGGAUCCAGGAAAGGGACGCUGGUCGGCCACGUGCUCUCCUCAUGGCUACCCAUGAAGCAGUUUUUUAUGAGCACUAACCUAAAGGAAACGUGUAUGCUUGUGGGGUAUGUCCUCCCAAAGCUGGUGGAUCGUGGCAAUUGCUGUUUUAUCUCUAGCGACACUAAAUAGCGAGGUAUUGCGAGUAAGUACUUGAUUAAAGAGUGACUUUACAAACUGGUUUGGGAUGCCACACACCAGUCAGUGCCGGACAUGUCAAUGGUAAAGAAGUGUUCACACAACAGUGACUUUGAUUUUGCAUUGAUGAUACAUAAUUCAUAGCUUCAGCUUACCUUGAUAGUAACGAUGAUAGUAGUAUGUAAAUAAUGCUAAUAAUAGGAAUUUGCUUAUUAGCCUGCUGAAGGAAGGAGUUCAUUUCAAUUUUUACUUAUGCUAGGCAUUGUUUUUACAUCUACCUGAUUUCUGCUAUGUUUAUGUGCAUCUUGUAUAUACAUAUAUAUGCACCUUCUAUUUCAUCCAGUUUCAGGUAUGAAAGGUUUUUAAAUGGGUGCCUUGAACGUAGUUCAUUAUUUCUGUGGGAGGGAGUACAGAGCCCGGUGCUCCAUGCUAUUUCUAAAGCCAUGUGCUGUCCUAAUGCUGGUUGCCAGUGGCCUUGCAGCUGGUCACCCCCAGGAGGGAACGUGCUGGCUCACCUCUCCAAGAGUAAAUCAUAACGAACCCUUCAGUUUCUCCUACUGCUACUGCAGAGAAUUUCCCAGGUUAGAAACUCCGUGUACACUCUUAUAUGUAGAGAAGGCAAUCAGCAGCUUCUUCAGGGAGGGUGGAUGCAAUGAUUCUCUACAACCAUAGAAAAUUCACUUUUGUGUGUGGUUCCAGUUGAAAAUGAUGGUAAUUUGCCAUGUAGCUAUGCCCAGUGGAGCAGAGAAUCUGCUUUCGUUGUUCUGGAUCUGCUUCUCUACUCUGCAUCCCACUAGAAUUCGCCAGUGGGGAGAAAAAAAAGGCAAACUGAUUUUUAGAGAAGAAAAUGAAAACCACUUCCGCAAAGCAAAAACAUUUUGAAUGGGGAUUUCAUUCCCAAAGCUUCCAGAAAGCAAGCCAAUGUAAUAAUAUCUACAGAGUGGCCGUGCAAAUAAGCUGCUGGGGCAUGUGUUUAGAGCAGCCUUUGCCCACUUAUGAUUGAAGAGAACAUGAGGACAUUACCAUUAGGUCUAGUUUGAUGGAGGAAAGAGGAAAUGUUGCCCUGCCUACCAUGAGUGACUUACUCAGUAAGGUGAUUCAAGAGGCUAGCAUAGACUGGAUGUGGUUUAGGGUCAUUUGUGGUGGUGUGCUACUGAUGCCAUACCUGUGAUUGAUAUAGCUUCAGUGAGGAAGAUCCCUUUGUGAGUGCCCAGCAUCAUCUUUACCAUCUUCAUCCUCCAAAUUUUAUCCAGUGUACUCCAACCUGUUCUUUCAAGCCUGUGGACCCACCUCACCAAGUCAUAAUACAUAUUUGUAUUCAAAUAUGGACAUAAAAUCUAUGUGCCAUAGCAUCCUUCAAAUGUCAUGUUUUUAAAGGAUGAAUGGACAGUGGUUGAUAAUGGCCUUAAUUACUAGAAUAACUGAUGCAAAGUAUAGUACGUAGCAUCUGAUUGCCAACUUUAAAUCACUGCAGUCACAGCAUCCUCAACUAGAAACAAUCUCUGUCAUUUAUACGAGAUUCCAAUUAGAUUUUGACAGAAACAUAACUGAGAAGAACAGCAGUGUUAGUCAUGCAGCAAACCAUGCUGCACUGUCAAUUUCUGCUCAGCUGCAAUGAGACUGAUCAUAAACGGAAUGGUUACAUUUUGGUUAAGAUGAGAAGAACAAACAAAAUGUUGUCACUGGGAGAGGUAGGUGAGUUCUCUGCAUCAUCUGGGGCAACAUCCUCAGGAAAAUGGGAAUUCCUCCUGUCCCAGUCCCAGCGUGGCUGGAUGCAGUUUGCUCAAAACCCACGCAGCUGUGUUGGGAUGGGGCUGAGUUCAAGCUCAUUGAUGCUGCAGCUCAAGAUGUGGUCACUUGAGUAAAGCAUACAGCUAAUUGUAAUCAGGUAGCUCUGCAGCUAGCCAGCUCAGCCUUUGGGUCUUCCCACAACAUUGUGUGUAUGCAAAGCUCUGUGUGCCACGGCAUGCUUUCAGGUGCUGCUGGCAUCUGUCGAUGAAAAAGGAAUGGUUGGAGGUGGACCUCUGUCUUAAAGAAAAAUACAAAUGUACUUUGUGAGCACAGUACAUUUGUGUAUACUGACAGCUAUAAAGUAGUGUCUCAAAAAAGAACAGGUUAGCUUUUUAGAUAAUGACUCAGGCUUAUUUUUAUUAGCUAAUGAUCAGCUAAUGAUCCAGUAUAGUCCAGUUAAUAUUUUUGUCUGUUUAAGUGUAGCUGGUAUUCAUAUUUGAUUUUUUGAAUUAUUUUUCAGUGUUUAUCUUUGUCUUCCAUCUGCAGUUACUUGAUACUGGAACGAGAAGUACAAGUUUCCUUUCCAUCUCUCACAGGCUAAUAAGCUACUUAAGGUUUUAUUUAGAAUCCAAUACUCCAGGGCAAAUUAAGAAGCAAGAGAAGGACUAAUUCAUUAUUUAUAGUAGCUGUAUGGGUAAAAAUAGCACCCCCUAGCCAGAUGCUUUGCUUGUUUUAUUCUUAAAGUGUGUUUUAGAGUGUAAAAUCAAUAGAUGAUAUUUAAUUGUGUUCAUUUUUAGGGUCUGAUGCUGAAAGAAAAGCUUUUAGCUGCUCCUCUUUGUUCUCAUAAGUUAGAGUUUCUACUUGGUUUUGCAUAUCAAUUUCACAUAUUCCAGUCUUUCUUUGGAGUUGCAGAAUAAGAUAAGAUAAUAUACAUUAUGAGGAGGAGGGUAUUUUUGUUCCAUAGAAAGCUGGCGUGUGGAUUUUUUGUUAUGUUGUUUAGUAGUGUGGUGAGUCAUAUUUCUGUACUAUAAAAGUGCCAUGUUAUUCCAUGUUAUUUUAGAAGAUGUUUAUUACAGAAGAGUGCAGAAGUGCUAACUAGCUUGGAAGGCUGGGCUCACUUUGAGCUAGCUGGGAAGAAAGUAAAGUGUAUCUCUGGGGCAGCUCAGCUUCACGGCUUCAGAAUACUGGAGCUGGGUUUCUGCUUUGAGUCUUCCCAUGAAAGAGGAAAAAAAAUCAGACCCUCUGAUGAGAGAGGAAAUAUAUAGACACCAGGCUCCCUCGAGUGGAAUUAUUUUCUAUGAUUAGAUCUGCAUACCUUAAUGAUACUGACAUUUCUGUGGUAAAAUCUAGGUGAUUCUCAUGUAAAUUGUGAUGUAACAAAGCAGAGAGCUGAGUUGAUACAACUCAGCUUUAAAGGCCUUCAGACCAGAACAAUUUUGGAAGGGUCACAGGUAAACAAGCAUUAAAGUGCAUUGGUGGGUUACAAUUAGAACAUUGUUCUUGUAGCACUAAUACUUAGAAACCUAGCAUUUAUUUUGUCAAUAUUUUUCAUAGUACAUUAUUCAUUUAUUAACUGAGUGAAAGUUUGCAUUCUGUAGAGCAAGAGCACAGCAUGCAGGCUACACUGAUUCCAGUAUUGCACAACUUUCAUGAGAGAAUGGCAAUUCUGAGACUUUUCAAGCCAUUGAUGACAUAGUUUUAAGAAUGUCAGGGACCGCUGGAUCCCUAACACCCAGUGCAGGGCAUCUACUGCUGAAUGGGCUGAUUGGACACAUCUAAAGCAUGGGAAAUAGCCAAGGUGUUUGAGUGUCACUCCUCUUCCACAGGCUAUCAUUCCUGUGCCUGGAGUUUUGAGAUCCUUCCUCAUGGAUCUCCUUUAGCCUGUAAAGUAUUAUACAGAAGAGCAAAAGCCUAAAAAAGAAGUCCUGUUUUAAAAGGAAUAGCAUUGGUUAUUGGUCAGACCAAUUACUGCUGAUAAUUAUCAAAUCAUAAGAGAAAUGGUCACUAAUGAAGAAGCAGUGUUAAAACAACUGUUUAACUUUUUUUAGACAAGACUCAUCAGCAGGCUGUUUUUAUGUGGUGAAUUUCCUUUGAAUGGACGCCUGUAAGAUUCUCUUGAGGAUCCCACAUUCUACACACACAUUCUUAAUAUUUUAAAGCUUGUGUGUUUUCAGUGUAUCAUUUUCCAUGCAGUUGUUGAAGUAAAAACAGAAGUGAAUUAUGGCAAAUUGGAAAUCUAAGACAUGAAAGUCUUGGCAUCUGAGGCUAAUGCGGCUGUACAGACCUCUGUGCUUAAUGAUCACACGGAAUAGGUAUAUUUCAGAAUUAAAUAUAUCUCAGACAUUGAAAUUUAAUUUACAAAGAGUUGAGGCCACUGAUUUCUGGCAUUCAUCAGCCAAAUUUGGUGCACUGCUGCAUUAAUUUUAUGACAUCUGCCUACACAUAACUGUAUAUCAAAGACAUAAAUAGUGAGUGAAAAUCAAAAAGCAGCAAAGCCUUGAUUCUUUCAGUGAAGUCAUUGUUUCAGGGGUUAGCUCACAUCCCAGAAUUAUGCUGCAGAGUGUGUUGUGCCAGCAAGUGGAACCAUAAUCUAUUAUUUUUCCAGGAUGGAUAAUAUAGUUGCACAUUGCUGUAAAGAGGAGAACUGAUGCUCAACGCUUACUGUUUUCACAGCCAUCUGUUAGAAUGUUAUGUUUUAGUCAUUAAGGAAAAAUUAAAAAUGAAUUUUAUUGUCAUGAAAUUAAUCCUUAUUACCUGGUUUGCAUGAUUGUUUGUAGGAGUUGCUUCUCCUAUUCUUUCUCUGGAUGACAUAUUGGUACAGUAGGCACAGGCAUAUACGAAGAGCGCUAUUCAUGGAUUUAGAAAGUUCAGAAAACACCUUUAGCUUGAGUCUUUCCAGAACGUAACUCCAUUGUAUGUUGUCAUCCUGCAAGAAUCUGAGUAAGAACAGAGUUAAGCUAUAUGUGCAACAAAAGAAGUUGAAUAACCGAAACAAAAAAAAAGCACAAGUUUAGGUUGCAUAGACCCUCUCAUGUCUGACUUCUCAUAGCUUUAGUGUUUUUCUAAACUUCAUGUUUGUGGCCUCACAGGUUAUUGUCAGAAUGAGAGAAAGAUGUUUCUCUCUUUUCCCUUACCUCAGCAAGUCAUAACAAAUCCACAUGACUCCCAGCUUUAGUUUAAUGAUCAAUGAAUAUCAACAGCUACUCAUCUUUCCAACAUAACUUCUAGAUCCCAGUGGACUUAAUCAAGCCAACCAAAAGAUGCACAUUGUAUUUCUUUGAGGAACCUGGGGAUAUGAUCUCACUGAGAAUUUUUGGAGAAAUAUUCCGGUUUUCUUUUAUAUCUGCUGAUUCUUCAGAAGCAGAACUUCUUGCUUAAAAAUGUCUCUCAGUGCUAUUUUCAUCUGGCAGGCUUUUUAGGUUCAAGGAGUAACUUCUAGAAAAAUAACAGGAUAGGAUGCCCAUGCCCUUGUUUUGCACACUCCUUUGAGAUGCGAAACUCAUUUUCUAGCAACAAACUAUGCGUCCUAAUUGGCACAUGGAUAGAGAGGCAUGUGCUUGUCUCCCUUCAGCCAAAACAUCACACAGUUUCCAAGGCAUCAGAAUAGAGGGCAGGCUUGCCUCUGUCCGGGAUCAUCUGCAGGACUGUCAUGUCCCAUGCAGCAAAGCAUUCUUCUCACCUUCUCUUAGCAGCUUCAUCUUCAUUUUUUUUUCUCUUGUAUGUAAUGGGUGUAAUGCAAUAUAGGAUUCUGUAGGAUUAUCCAAGAGCAACAAAGUUCUCUUCAUACUUUGUUUGUUUGUUUUUCUUUUAAUUAGUUUUGGUGGUUCUCUGCAAACUUCUAAGUAUUUAGAAGAAGUAAAUGUUUUCACUGUAUUACAUUUUUCGUGCUCAUCAGACUUAGUAAUAACCUCCAUUUAAAAUAAGGACAGCUGACAAGGGAUUAACCUGUGAGGAAUUUUUGCCUUUGAUAUUGUUACAAAACAAAUUAUAGUAAGACACAAUAUUUUAAAGGAAUUCAGCAUAUUUGCUCUAAGUUCUUACACUUUCUUAGCAGUUUUUGUGGUGGUUUUAUAAGUGACCAAAGCAGACUGUCCUCGUAGUUGGUGCUACUAAACUCCUGCAUCCUGGCAGCAUGAGUUGGGUCCACGUUGAAGCCAGUCCAAGGCUGGGAUCAGUGGGGCACCAUUACGUGAUUCUCUGAAAUCUUAUUCCUAAAUAUCAAGAAAACAAGAAUAAAAGAGAAAGUCUGAAUCUAAGAAGUUCCUAGAUCAGGGGUUCUAAAACUGUGGUCUGGGAGACCUUGGUAAGUGUCCUUCAAAGCUGCCCCUGGGAAUAUACUCUCCCAACUCUCUCCUUUGCUCAAUUAACAUCUGCUGGCGAUGUUUUGUUUCUAAGUUCUGUGAUGAGGGUGCGUGAGUGGACAAAGUGGCAGAGCAGCUGCCAUGCAUACUGUGCACUAACGUGUCUCUUCUCCCUCCUCUCCCACCCU